This is a messenger RNA of Glycine soja, 2306 nucleotides long. Its product is annotated as auxin transporter-like protein 2. The coding region runs from base 513 to 1997 and encodes 494 amino acids. Gene Ontology annotation, cellular component: plasma membrane. The transcript is spliced from 10 exons. The record is from RefSeq and is a predicted model, not a curated record. Lineage: Eukaryota; Viridiplantae; Streptophyta; Magnoliopsida; Fabales; Fabaceae.
CUUUCAUUCACUUCACUCCUUACAGAUCACAAACACGAAGUCUCAUUCACUUUGAUCUCCAAAAAUUGUUCAGAAACCCAAGAAUCAAAUCAAAAUUGGGUUUCAUUUCUCUCUUUCUCUCCCACUGUAGAGCUGCUAGCUAGGCUUGGUUACUUCAAACCCUCUCUGCUUUUCUUCACUUUUCUGUUUUGUGACUUUUGUCCACUGAUUCCAACAUUAAACAAAAAUUGGUCCAAGUUCAUUUGUAUAUGCAAUAUCUGGUUCAACAGUGAAAAGGUCUUUAAAUUUUAUUUAUACUAUAGUAUCAGAGUAGCCUCUGAAGAACUCUGAACCAAGAGAAAGAAAAACAAAGGACAACUUGGAAUACCAAAACCUCAAUUUUGAGUGAUUUUUGAAGAUAGAUAGAGUCAAAGAGAGAUAAAGGGGUAGCUUAAAUUUUUCAGCUUUUGGAGAAAGAGACAUCACUCACGCACCACCGAGAUCCAUUUUUUCAAGACAGUUGAAGAAAAAAAAUGGAAACAAUGUUGCCUCAGAACCAAGCAGAGGAAGCAAUAGUCACAACAAGCCUUAACGAGACAGAGAGUGAAGUUGGUAUGAGGGAAGAAGAGAAGGAGUUGCAACAACAAGACCACUCCAUGUUCAACAUCAAGAGCUUCCUCUGGCAUGGGGGCUCUGUUUGGGACGCAUGGUUCAGCUGUGCUUCAAAUCAAGUGGCUCAAGUGCUUUUGACACUGCCCUAUUCUUUCUCUCAACUGGGCAUGCUAUCAGGAAUCUUGCUUCAGAUUUUCUAUGGAAUCUUGGGAAGUUGGACAGCGUAUCUAAUCAGUGUCCUCUACAUGGAGUACCGUACCAGAAAGGAAAAAGAAAAUGUCAGUUUCAAGAACCAUGUCAUUCAGUGGUUUGAAGUGCUUGAUGGGUUGCUGGGUCCGUAUUGGAAAGCAGUGGGCUUAGCCUUCAACUGUACUUUCCUCCUCUUUGGAUCUGUGAUUCAGCUUAUAGCAUGUGCAAGUAACAUCUACUACAUAAAUGACCACUUGGAUAAACGAACUUGGACUUAUAUCUUUGGAGCUUGCUGUGCCACCUCUGUGUUCAUACCCUCCUUUCACAAUUACCGUAUUUGGUCUUUUCUGGGACUUGGAAUGACCACUUACACUGCUUGGUACUUGGCUAUUGCAGCUCUUAUUCAUGGCCAGGCAGAAAAUGUGACACACACGGGUCCAACGAAGCUAGUGCUGUACUUCACAGGAGCCACCAACAUACUGUACACGUUUGGUGGACAUGCAGUUACUGUAGAGAUUAUGCACGCCAUGUGGAAGCCACAGAAGUUCAAGUACAUAUACUUGCUGGCCACUUUGUAUGUUUUCACUCUAACGAUUCCUUCUGCUGCUGCCGUUUACUGGGCUUUUGGUGAUGAACUUCUCAAUCAUUCCAAUGCAUUCUCUCUCCUCCCCAAAAAUCGAUUUCGUGAUGCUGCUGUAAUCCUCAUGCUCAUUCACCAGUUCAUCACAUUCGGUUUUGCUAGUACUCCACUGUACUUUGUCUGGGAGAAGGUAAUUGGGAUGCAUGACACAAAAAGCAUUUGCAUAAGGGCACUAGCAAGGUUGCCAGUGGUGAUACCCAUAUGGUUCUUGGCCAUAAUCUUCCCUUUCUUUGGGCCCAUAAACUCUGCAGUUGGAGCUCUUCUGGUUAGUUUCACAGUCUACAUCAUUCCCGCCACAGCUCAUAUGCUUACUUACAGAAAAGCCUCAGCCAGACAGAAUGCUGCUGAGAAGCCUCCUUUCUUUAUGCCAAGCUGGACUGCAAUGUAUGUCUUCAAUGCAUUCAUUGUGGUGUGGGUUUUGGUGGUUGGGUUUGGAUUUGGAGGAUGGGCCAGCAUGACCAACUUCGUUAAGCAAAUUGACACAUUUGGGCUCUUUGCCAAGUGCUACCAAUGCAAACCCCCAACUCCACCACCCAUGGCAGCAGCACCACCUCCUCAUGCCCAUCAUCAUCACUGAGUAGCAACUCAUCCAUGACUCACCACUUCAACAUCAUAAUAGAGUUCAGCUGAAAUCAUAGUUUCAUUAUAUUUUGUAUCAUACAUGGGGAAUCUUAGUAACACUCCCCCUUAAUUUGAUGUGUGCUGGUUGUGUUUUGUUGUAAUUUUCUUUUUCUUUUUUCUUUUCUUUCUCGUUACACUAUAUAGGUUUUCUUUUUCUUUUUUCCAUUAAGAUUAGUUGAUUAAAAUUUUAAAAAUAGUGUGGUCAAUGGGUAUGAUUCCUUUGCUAUAAAUGCAUCGGCUAAUUAAAUUACGUUUGUUUUGGUAA